Periophthalmus magnuspinnatus is the source of this 737-nucleotide messenger RNA. RefSeq lists its product as uncharacterized. Lineage: Eukaryota; Metazoa; Chordata; Actinopteri; Gobiiformes; Gobiidae. Gene Ontology annotation, biological process: vein smooth muscle contraction; intracellular calcium ion homeostasis; regulation of systemic arterial blood pressure by endothelin. Bases 108 to 557 code for a protein of 149 amino acids. The record is from RefSeq and is a predicted model, not a curated record. The transcript has 4 exons. Gene Ontology annotation, molecular function: endothelin B receptor binding; hormone activity. Gene Ontology annotation, cellular component: extracellular region.
GCAGUAUUUGGACUAUACGGUACUUAAUUUCCUCAGAGAUUUGAAGAGAUUGAACAUCAAGGUGUGAGCUAAAGAGGGUUUUGGAGAUUUCACACCUGGAGUUGAAAAUGGACCUCACUCACUUUUGGGUACUGGGGACAAUGCUCGUGUUGAUUCAUCAGCAUCAAGGUGAAAGUAGCUCCACAGCAGGCCCCAGCACAGAGGAGGGCCCCCCGACGCAGCUCCGCCACACGGCCCACCAUCGAGAGAAACGCUGCUCGUGUGAGAAUCAGAAAGACAAAGAAUGUAUUUUCUUCUGCCACAUCGGCAUCGUCUGGGUCAACACUCCAAGCCAAGUGGUUCCGUAUGGAUUUGGAUCAGUUCGUCUGAGAAGGGAGCUGAGCCGCUGCCUCUGCAAACACAAACUGGACUCGGAGUGUGAGAGGUUCUGCUCCAUCAGACCCACCACGGAAGAGAACAUCAGCCUGGGUAAAAGGACAACCUCGUCACACCACAAGGUUCACCGCAAUGCAUUCUGGGAGAAAAGGAACCGACACGCCCUCAAGCCUCACACCUGAACGCACCUAUGUAUUUGUCCUUCAAAUAGAGGACCUUUGUACAGCCUGUCUGUGUAAAUGUAGGAAGAUAUCUGUAAUGUAUUCACUACCAAGGACGCUUUAUGGAAAAGUAACCAUAAUAUGCUUUUUAUAAUUGUAUUUAAAUGUAUAGAAUCUGCAUUUCUAUUCUAUGAUUGUCGU